This is a messenger RNA of Sapajus apella (tufted capuchin), 1723 nucleotides long. It is a transcript of the gene SPN, whose product is annotated as sialophorin. NCBI's taxonomy places the organism in Eukaryota, Metazoa, Chordata, Mammalia, Primates, Cebidae. The coding region runs from base 56 to 1483 and encodes 475 amino acids. Gene Ontology annotation, molecular function: heat shock protein binding; transmembrane signaling receptor activity. Gene Ontology annotation, biological process: type II interferon production; regulation of immune response; regulation of T cell activation. The record is from RefSeq and is a predicted model, not a curated record. The transcript is spliced from 2 exons. Gene Ontology annotation, cellular component: external side of plasma membrane.
UGAGGGCAGGAAAUGGCACCACUCAGUUCCUGGCCUAACAGCUUCGGGACCACAAAUGCAAAGGAAACCACCCACCCCUCCCACCUCCUCCUCUGCACCUUCAAGUUCUCAGGCGCACAUUCCCGCCACCCCGCCUCUGAGCCCCGCCCUCCCCAGCAUCACCCCUUCCAUCCCAUUCCUCAGCCCAGAGCCAGGAGUCAGGAUUCCAGACCCCGCACUUCCCUGCCUGCCUCAGGUCCAGUUCCUGCUCGUGCCUGUUUGCCUGGAUAUGGCCACGCUUCUCCUCCUCCUCGGGGUGCUGGUGGUGAGCCCAGAGGUUCUGGGGAACAUGACAGCUGUGCAGACACCCACCCCCGGAGGGUCUUCUGCUCCUUUGGUCCUUACUAGUGAGGGCCUGAGCCUCAACUCAACCGUCGACAUCACUUUGAUAAGUGACCCUAAAGACGAUGGCACCAGGGACCAGACCUCAGCCCCACCUCCUGUAACAUCCGUCAAUGAGGGAUCCCCUGUUGGGACUUCCAUUGGUGCCAGCACUGGUUUCGCUGUACCUGAGCCAAUGACCUUGGAGAAAGUUUCCUUCAAUAAUUCAUCAGUGCUCCUGGAAACCACCAGUGCAACCAGUCACCCGCCUGCGCCCACAACAGCAAGCUCUCUAGGAUCCCACACUGUGACAGAUGAAACCGUGACAACCAACUUUCCGGAAACCCCCAGUGGGACCAGGGGACCCUCUCUUGCCAUGGCAACUAGCUCUCUGGAGACCUCCAGUGGGGCCACUGGAUCCCUUGUUACCAAGCCAACUGGAUCUCUGGAGAGCUCCAGUGACACCUUUGGAUCUCUUGUCACCAUGGUAGCUAGCUCUCUGGAGACCGCUGCUGGGACCACUCGACCCCCUGUUACCACGGCAGCUGCCUCCCUGGAGCCCUCCAGCUGGGCCAGUGAACCCCAGGUCUCUAGUGUAAAGCUAUCCACAAUGAUGACUCCAACGACCCCCACCAACGCAAGCACUGGGUCCUUCCUGCACCCAGAUGAGGACUCGAGAGGCAUGCUGCUGGUGGCGGUGCUUGCGGCGCUGCUGGUGGUCAUGGUCCUCGUGGCUCUCCUCCUGCUGUGGCGGCGGCGGCAGAAGCGGCGGACAGGGGCCCUGGUGCUGAGCGGAGGUGGCAAGCGCAAUGGGGUGGUGGACGCCUGGGCUGGGCCAGCCCAGGUUCCUGAGGAGGGGGCCAUGACAGUGACCGUGGGAGGGUCCGGGGGCAACAAGGGCUCUGGGGUCCCUGAUGGGGGGGAAUCUGGCCAGCGGCCGACGCUCACCACUUUCUUUGGCAGACGGAAGUCUCGCCAGGGCUCCCUGGUGAUGGAGGAGCUGAAGUCUGGGUCAGGCCCCAGCCUCAAGGGGGAAGAGGAGCCGCUGGUGGGCGGUGAGGAUGGGGCUGUGGACGCCCCCGCUCCCGAUGAGCCGGAAGCUGGAGAUGGGGCUGCCCGUUAGUGCUGGCAAAUAGUGAGGCUGGAGGCUGGAAUCCCAGCCAGCCUCCAGCACCUUCCCUCUUACCAUCACUCUGUCACCUCACCCCCACGUUUCCACCUGGCACCCCAUCCUCACCCAAAUCUUUUUUUUUUUGAGAUGGAGUUUCGCUCUUGUUGCUCAGGCUUGAGUGCAAUGGCAUGACCUCAGCUCGGAGGUUUAAGCGAUCCUCUUGCCUUAGCCUCCAGAGUAGCUGGGAUUACA